Syngnathus typhle (broad-nosed pipefish) is the source of this 616-nucleotide messenger RNA. It is a transcript of the gene micos10, whose product is annotated as mitochondrial contact site and cristae organizing system subunit 10. The record is from RefSeq and is a predicted model, not a curated record. The transcript is spliced from 3 exons. Gene Ontology annotation, cellular component: mitochondrion; MICOS complex; mitochondrial inner membrane. NCBI's taxonomy places the organism in Eukaryota, Metazoa, Chordata, Actinopteri, Syngnathiformes, Syngnathidae. The coding region runs from base 193 to 420 and encodes 75 amino acids.
UGUUACACUUUGGACGCAAUUUCAGUUUGGUCUUUUCUUUCUAUAGUCCACAUAAAUUCAAGCUUUUUCCGGCCUGACGCUGCAUCCACCUUUUUUUUUCCCUAGCAUAAUUUCCUUAUUUCCGAGUACAAUUGAAAGCACCACGAGUCCGCUUUUGACACAAGGAGCCUGCUUCAAGCUAAAAAGCUCAGCAUGUCUGAGAAGGAGCUGGGGAAAAAGUGGGACCGAUGCCUUGCGGAUGGUGUUAUAAAGCUUGGCACAGGUCUGAGCUUGGGAAUUGUGUUUUCUGUCAUCUUCUUCAAAAGGCAUACAUGGCCUAUUACGCUUGGCUCGGGGAUGGGCCUUGGCAUGGCAUAUGCCAACUGUCAGAAUGACCUAAGAUUACACUACUUGCUGCAUAAAAAGGUAAGUAGGAUCUAGGGCAACUCCAAGCCUGUUGUGCUUUUAUCCGCUUGUGUAUUGAAACGCACAAGAAUGUUCAGAUGGCGGACAAUGUGACACAACCACUGAUUUCUACUUUUUUUUUAGGGCAAUGUGGAAAAAAAUUCUCAUGAGUCAUGGCGCAUUCGUACGUUUGUUUUUGGUUUUUAACCAAUGUCCUUUUUUUUUUUUUCAA